This is a messenger RNA of Leopardus geoffroyi (Geoffroy's cat), 1300 nucleotides long. RefSeq names its product tropomyosin 2 (gene TPM2). The transcript has 9 exons. Gene Ontology annotation, biological process: muscle contraction; actin filament organization. The coding region runs from base 201 to 1055 and encodes 284 amino acids. Lineage: Eukaryota; Metazoa; Chordata; Mammalia; Carnivora; Felidae. Gene Ontology annotation, molecular function: actin filament binding. Gene Ontology annotation, cellular component: actin filament. The record is from RefSeq and is a predicted model, not a curated record.
GGUGUGCUUCUGCCCCUACAAGGUUUGGGCCGCGGUGGGGGAGGGUCCCGGCCCCCGGCUCCGCCCGGUCCCUCCCCGCCUUUUAGGCGCCCGCCCGGCUGGGACAUCCCAGUCCCGCUUGGUCCUCCUCGCCGGCCACCCGUGCGCCCAGUUCGUCCAGUCCGCACUGUCUGCCCGUCGGCCCGCCCCCCACCGCAGCCAUGGACGCGAUCAAGAAGAAGAUGCAGAUGCUAAAGCUGGACAAGGAGAAUGCCAUCGACCGCGCCGAGCAGGCCGAGGCCGACAAGAAGCAGGCUGAGGACCGCUGCAAGCAGCUGGAGGAGGAGCAGCAGGCCCUCCAGAAGAAGCUGAAGGGGACAGAGGAUGAGGUGGAAAAGUAUUCUGAGUCUGUGAAGGACGCCCAGGAGAAACUGGAGCAGGCUGAGAAGAAGGCCACCGAUGCUGAGGCAGAUGUGGCCUCCCUGAACCGCCGCAUUCAGCUGGUAGAGGAGGAGCUGGACCGGGCACAGGAGCGCCUGGCUACAGCCCUGCAAAAGCUGGAGGAGGCUGAGAAGGCAGCUGAUGAGAGUGAGAGAGGAAUGAAGGUCAUUGAAAACCGAGCCAUGAAGGAUGAGGAAAAGAUGGAACUGCAGGAGAUGCAGCUGAAGGAGGCCAAGCACAUCGCCGAGGAUUCAGACCGCAAAUAUGAGGAGGUGGCCAGGAAGCUGGUGAUCCUGGAAGGAGAGCUGGAGCGCUCAGAAGAAAGAGCCGAGGUGGCUGAGAGCCGAGCCAGGCAGCUGGAGGAGGAGCUCCGAACCAUGGACCAGGCCCUCAAGUCCCUGAUGGCCUCAGAGGAGGAGUAUUCCACCAAAGAAGAUAAAUAUGAAGAGGAGAUCAAACUGCUGGAGGAGAAGCUAAAAGAGGCUGAGACCCGAGCAGAGUUUGCCGAGAGGUCUGUGGCAAAGUUGGAGAAGACCAUUGAUGACCUGGAAGACGAAGUCUAUGCACAGAAGAUGAAGUACAAGGCCAUCAGUGAGGAGCUGGACAACGCACUCAACGACAUCACCUCCCUCUGAGCCCCACGCCAGUGUGGCCCCCUCAGCCCCUCUUCUCCUCUCCUUUCCACUCUCUUUGUGGGGAGGGGGCAGUCAGGAGGAACAAAGUUGUCAGCAUCGCACAGCCAGGCUGGGCGCAGCCUCGGAGAAGCCCCACCACACCUGCCGCCCACCCUGGCACUUGCUUCACCCUUCUAUCCAACCACUCACUCCACCCUCCAGCCUCUACCUCUUUCUGCUGCUUAAUAAACUCAACUUGGUCUCCA